Messenger RNA from Melanotaenia boesemani (Boeseman's rainbowfish), 3443 nucleotides. It is a transcript of the gene hunk, whose product is annotated as hormonally up-regulated Neu-associated kinase. Gene Ontology annotation, biological process: intracellular signal transduction; protein phosphorylation. The record is from RefSeq and is a predicted model, not a curated record. Gene Ontology annotation, molecular function: ATP binding; protein serine/threonine kinase activity. Gene Ontology annotation, cellular component: cytoplasm. The transcript has 9 exons. Lineage: Eukaryota; Metazoa; Chordata; Actinopteri; Atheriniformes; Melanotaeniidae. Bases 416 to 2476 code for a protein of 686 amino acids.
CACAGUACAUUCGGGAGACGUUCAUGAUUGGAGAUGACACACUGAACAUAUAGGCUGUCUCUGUCUGAGCCUCACUUUUGAAAUCCUUGUUUAUAAAAAACAGGUUGCGUCAGUCAGAUUACUAACUUUCCAUCACUAAGACUGUCUUCCUUUUUUUCUUCCUGUAUCAUUUUAAUCUACGCUGAUACAGUCGCGUAGGAAACUGCUGAGUGUGCUCGCUGGAUGCUUGGGUGAACAGGUGGCGCAGGCUCCAGUUCCCUUUAAGUUAUUAAGGGCGAGACGCACAGUGAACGGAGUUUACGCACUUCAACAGACGCAUAGAAUCUAAAUAGGCUACCUGCUUUAAGGUGGGUAAGAGUCGAGCUGCGCGUUUUUUCUCCCUUGUUACAGGGAUACAUUUAACAAGGGAGCGGCGAUGCCAGUAGCGGACAGCGACAUGGUAGUGGACACCAGUCACGGGUUAUAUGAGGGUAAAACCCCUAACAACCCGGGGAACGAGAACAUCCUCCCGGCGUCCCUGAGCAGUCCUGCGGCAGACAUCCUCAAGAACUUUUACCACACCAAAAGGGUCGGGAACUAUCUGAUUGGGAGGAAGCUGGGAGAAGGAUCGUUUGCCAAAGUUAGAGAGGGUCUCCAUGCGUUAACCGGGGAAAAGGUGGCAGUAAAGGUCAUUGACAAGCGGAAGGCCAAGAAAGACUCAUAUGUCACCAAGAACCUGCGGAGGGAGGGCCACAUCCAGCAGAUGAUCCGUCACCCCAACAUCACACAGCUGCUGGACAUUCUGGAGACGGAGAACAGCUACUACCUGGUGAUGGAACUGUGUCCUGGUGGGAACCUUAUGAACCGCAUCUACGACAAGAAGCGGCUGGAUGAGAGAGAGACUCAGAAAUACAUCCGGCAGUUGGUGCUGGCUGUCGAGCACCUGCACAGAGCAGGAGUGGUACACAGGGAUCUUAAGAUUGAAAAUCUCCUACUAGAUGAGCAGGACAACAUCAAACUAAUAGAUUUUGGCCUCAGUAACUGUGCCGGCAUCUUGGGUUACUCAGACCCCUUCAGCACCCAGUGUGGUAGUCCAGCCUAUGCUGCCCCUGAGCUGCUCUCCAGGAAGAAGUAUGGGCCAAAAGUAGAUGUAUGGUCCAUUGGCGUGAACAUGUACGCAAUGCUGACCGGAACUCUCCCAUUUACUGUGGAGCCCUUUAGCCUUCGAGCCCUUCACCAGAAGAUGGUGGACAAGGAAAUGAACCCACUGCCUCCUUCACUUUCCACAGCUGCCACCUGUCUGCUGAAGAAGCUCCUCGAACCAGAUCCCAACAAGCGUCCAAAUAUCCAUCAGGUGAUGGCUGAUUCCUGGCUGCAGCUGGCCAACAAGAACACAGGGGCACCAUAUCUCAACAGGAUCCACAUUGAAGAAAUAAACCACACAGUGUUACUGCAUAUGACAGAGAAAAUGGGCUACAAGCAUAGUGAAGUGCUGAGCGCCGUCCUCACGAACCGUGCCUGCCAUACUUUGGCUGUCUACUUCCUGCUUAACAAGAAAAUGAAGAGACUCUCUAAAGAGUACAGGGAGAUGCAGUUCCAGGAGAAGAAGAAAGGAGAAAAGCAGAAAAAUGAAUACUUCCAGACUCAGUGGAGGAAGCACGUUGAUAAACUUACCAUCCCUCCUAAGCAGACGCCCGUCUACCUGGCUGUUAGCAAGGGGCCCAGCAAGGAGAAGAAACACAGAACAGGCCUAUUGCGUGCCAUAACUGGUGGCCAUCGUAACUCACCAUUAGCACCACCCGGUACCGUUGCUUCCUCAUCCAUGGAAUAUCUAGAGAUCCACCCACUCUUCUCCAACACCCCACAGCAACGGAGGCGCUUAGCUACCCUCCCACAAGUCAACACGAGCCCAGAACACAACAUUCCUGCUCCACCUGCACCGUCACCAAUUGGCAUGCAUUCGUUCGGAUCGCUCUCCAAAGCUGAGCAGAUUGAAGAUGCACCUUCUUCUCCCUGGUACAAGUUGACCAAUGGGACUCUGUCCCCACCGCGCCACGUCUCCGCCUUCCAACCCGACUCCUCUUACUUGAAAAAGGCCACAAUCCCCAGUCCUCCUGUUCUCAUUGUCAACCCGCAGCCUAAGAAGAGUAGCUCAUCAGAUUACUGCGGUUCCUCUGACACCAGUGGAAGUCCGCCCAGCACCAUAGGAAGCCCCCCAGGAAGCUCAGCAUUCAGCCCUCCAAAGUCUGCCUUCAGUCCACUUAACCCCACUUCAGCAUUCAGCCCUCCUUCCAACAGUGGGAGCAGCGAUCCCGAGAGCCCAACACAUCGUAGCAAAUUUCCGUCUAUGGGAAUUGGACAGAUUCUAAAGAAAAAGGUCCAGCUGCAGCCAUUUACUUUCCGGCCAGAACAAGUCGUAGAAGAGGUUGUAUCCCCACCUCCCUACCCGAUGCAGACUCUCCUGUGUGCUUCAGGUGCACUAAAGACCCUCUGCUGAGGGAUGCAAGAAAAAAAAUAUUGAAGAAAGACAGACUGAUCUCAAGGCCCCUCUCAACACUUUAAGUUGGAGAGGUCUUUCAGAGCGGCCUUUUGAACUGUGAACUGUCCCUUUAUGCGACUGAGCCACUUUUCAUGACACUUGAUUAUAAAAUAAAAAAAGAAAAAAAAAGAAGGACAAAAGGGGUGAGAAUUUCACACAGUUUAUAUCUUGUUACCUCUACUGUUAAGUAAUAAGUGUUGGUGACAAAGAUGAGAUUCAAAAUGGAUCCCUUAGCAACGACUAAACCUCGCCGUGUCCUACAUACAGACCGGACUUAAUAUGGGCCAUGCCAACAAACAUGUGAACACAUAUACACACAAAAUACUGUAUUAUAGACCGUGUUUGAAGUACUUUAUUCUGUAAUUUUGCUGCAACUGCUUACAGAUUGAGCCGUAGACUGAUUCACACCAGCCAAUAGACCCUAACUCUUACCCUAACCUUGACUACAUGUGUAAAUGUUUUGUCUCUGUGAAAACUGUGUAUGAUAGCUACUGACCUCCAGCCAGCUGGCACUGUAUCCUAAAUGCUGGCUGGGUGAAAAAAGCUCACUGCACUAUUACUGAAAACCAAAUCCAAUAGUAACAAUGGUGUUGACCAUCUUUACCUCACUGCAUUAUUCAUACAUUAAAGCAUUACAGCAGGCAAGUGUGGCACGCUUCUGUAGAUUAUGUCACAGCAUCCCACUCUCAAUGUAGUGAUAUUAGAAUCAACACAAGGAAACUCUAGAAACCAACAAUAGAAUUAUAAACUCACCUUUUAUAAAACUCUCACCAAUAAUAACUCACACUUCUGACUUUUUAUAUUCAAGUGUUACAUCACCUCUAAGACCCACAGGGAAACUCAUUCAGUAAAAGUCUUAGAUUUUUUCACAGCAGACAUGACAGUUUACAGUCAGUUUUUAAAGAUGGAAAGAAAAAAAAAAGGA